UGCGGGUCUUCCGGUUUUCCGUCAGAAAAAAGCGCCAACUUCUGCUGCGCCGUCCGGCUGGCAAACAUUAUUGUUGACUGGAUACUCUGGGAAAUACAUUAAGACUUCGCGCUGGAUCGACUUGUUCAAUGAGGUGCGCUGUUGCGUCUCCGUGAAGACCAGCAUCGGCCCGAGGGGACGUUUCGCGGGAGAAAGAUGCCCGUCCUGCAGGGGGAACACGUCGCGGCGGCGGGGAGCCCCGUCAAGAAGAGCAAACUCUCUCUCAAGUACCACCAGAAGAAGGAAACCAAGCGGGUUUUGGACUUCUCUGAACCUCAAGCAGAUGAGCCCAAAGCAGUUGAGCAAGUGGAGCCUGAGGCCAGCGGCUGCGAUCAGGUUGUCCCCGGUCCUUCUCCGUGUCCUGCCUCACCUGGUCCCCUCCUGUCACACGAGAAGAGGGAGCGCUUGGUGCCAUUUGUGGGUUUCAACAACUUGGGCAACACCUGCUAUCUGAACUGUAUCUUACAGGUGCUGUACUACUGCCCAGGGCUCCGACAAGGAAUAAAGAAACUGUACAACCUGUCUAAAAAUGACUUGCCAAAGGAGGAAACUGACAAAAGAGAUGAGUCAGAAGUCAUCGAUGAGGCUGUGCCUGCUCAAAUGGAGCUCCUUGGGAGCUUCAACAGUCUCAUAACAUCAGUGGAGCAGCUGCAGUCCAGCUUCCUGUUAAACCCUGACAGCUUCAGUGAAGGAGAACUUGCUACACCUCCUCGAAAAGUACUCCACACGCUCAGGCAGCUCAACCCCAUGUAUGAAGGCUAUCUUCAGCAUGAUGCCCAAGAGGUGCUGCAAUGCAUCCUGGGAUAUAUCCAAGAGGCUUGUGAGACCAUCAGGAAGGAGCGAGAGGUGGAGAGGGAUGCCGAACAGCCAGAGGUCCAUCUGGGAUCCAGCAGCACUGCAUCAGAAUCCAAAACCCCCUCUGAAGACGACGGCCAACUCAGCGGCAAGAGAAAGAGUGACACCGAGGUGGGAAAUGCCAAAAAGAAGCCCAAAUCUGUCAAGCAGAAGAAAUCUGAUGCAGAGGAUUGUAAACCCUCCACUCGCUCAAAAAGGAAGUCCUCCAGUGACAUCACGGUAAACGGCUGUGGGGACAAAGAGGCAGAGGAAGAAAAGGGGAAGAAGCUCAACAGGGCGGCGGAACAGGUCAGUGACUGCGAGGGGAAAGAUGAAAAAGCCCCCAAAGAAAAGAAGAAGAGGUCCAGGCUGAGCUGGCUGAGGCCUUCUGGGAAACAACCAAGUAUUUUCUCAAAGUUCCUCAGCGUGGGAAAGAUCAGCACCGUGAAGAACCAGAACAAACCGGAACAGGAGAAGGAGCUGAGUCCCGAACAGAAGACCAGUGAAGAGAGAUCACCUGAAGAAAAUGCUGAUGUGAAGGAGGCAGCAAAACAUGACGAGGGGCUGGACCUGAUGGAGCACUUGUUCCAGGGACAGCUGCUGCUGAGGACACGCUGUCUGGAGUGCGAGAGCUUCACCGAAAGGAGAGAAGAUUUCCAGGACAUCAGUGUGCCGGUACUCGACGAGGAGCCCAGCAGCCCGGACGACCUCUCGGAGGUGUCCCCGGAUCCCAAACCAGAGCUGAAGACCCUGAAGUGGGCCAUCGCUCAGUUUGCUUCGGUGGAGCGCAUCGUCGGUGAGGACAAGUACUUCUGUGAGACGUGUCACCAUUACACGGAGGCGGAGAGAAGUCUGCUGUUUGACAAAACUCCCGAAGUCAUCACCAUCCACCUGAAGCGCUUCUCUGCCAACAGUUUAGACUCGGACCCGUACGCCGGCCUGUCCAAAGUGAACACGCCCCUGCAGACCCCUUUGACCUUGUCUCUGGAGGACUGGUGCACUCAGUCUUCGUCCGCCAAGGCUCAACGCUAUCAGCUGUUUGCCGUAGUCAUGCACAGCGGCGUCACCAUCAGCAGCGGCCACUACACCGCCUACGUCCGUGCGUCCGGCCUGAUGGAUGAAAAGCCCGGGCUGUGCGACCGCAAAGAAACGCAGGAGGAGGAAAAUAAAGAGGGGGUCCAAGUGAAGGAGGAGCCACCGGACUACGACGACGGAGAAGUGUCCUUCAGCCUGAGCACUAGGAGGCUGAGAAGUGGAAGCUUGGGGAGCAGCAAAGUGGGAGGGAAGAAGCUGUCGGAGGGGGGAGUCGGACUCUUGGGAGGCCAGAGGAGUCGGCCUAGCUCCCUGACUGAGGGAUCCAAGCGGAAGAAGCCCGCUAGGGGCCCUCGCAGUGAAGCAGGAGUUAAGAAGGAAGCAGGACUUAAGAAGGAAACCGGAGGAGAGGAGGACGCGCCCAAAGACACACUCAAGGACACGGUCAAGGACGCGCCCAAGGACACACUCAAGGACACGGUCAAGGACGCGCCCAAGGACACACUCAAGGACACGGUCAAGGACGCGCCCAAGGACACACUCAAGGACACGGUCAUGGACGCGCCCAAGGACACGCAGGGUUCGAACAACCUCCUGGAGUACGAGGGCAAAUGGCUGCUGUUUGAUGACUCUGAGGUGCGUUUGUUCGAGGAGGAGGAUUUCCUGCGAGCCUGCUCCCCUGAGACUUUGUCCUCGUCCACGCCGUACCUGCUGUUCUACCGAAGGAUGCCCGAAGCACAACUGUAGCGUGGACGCAAAGCUCCCGGCAGACUCGGGAUGGACUAUUUUUUUUUUUUUUUAAAUAAUGCAAACUGGGUCAAAAAUACUUUGGGUGUCAUUAGCACGUGAGCUCCCCUCAGGUGUGUUUGAGAACUAUUCAGUGAAAAGGGAAUUUACUUUUCUAUGUGCUUUUCUGAUCCGUCAUUCAUUUUGUUUUGCUCUCUAUUACUUGCUGGUUGUUGUUUUUUUUACUAAUUAGAAAAGCACUUAUUUUUUUUAACACAUUCUAUGAUGGAAAAUGGAUAAUAACUUUCUAUGCUUUUUUUUUUAUUAUUCUAAAAUGAAUUUGUGUUCAAGAGCCGUAGAUAGCUUUUCUAUUUCAAAGCAAUACAGACUCUGCCCCAUAAGAGAAAGGGGCAAUAUGUGGAUGUUUGUGACUUUGUUAUGAAGAAAGCAACUCCCAGAAACCUUCUCUUUUGCACUGAUACCUUUUUAGUACAUCGGACUUUCACACUGGAAUAUUUUUGCAUUAAAAACAUUCCAUGUUUAUCUAAAUAUAUGCCAAGUGUAUCCAUAUGUUUGGUACUGUUAAUACGCAAAUAAUUAUUGCAGGUGUUGAGUGCAUUAGUAGCUGUUUCAGGAUGUAAAUUGAGAGUAAAGUUAUUUAGUUAGGAUAUUAAAAGAGGAUCAAUUAAGACGUUAUUUUAACGCAACAAUUAAACAGAUUUGUGACCGAAGUAAAUUAACUUCUUACAUACUCAAAUUCUAUAAAUGUCAGACUGGUUUAAGACUGCUCAGUCAAUCACUAUCAGCUGCACCAUGAAAAUAUAAACUUGGCACAAAAUUAUUUUGACCACAGAAUUCAUUUUGUAUUCCUUAGUAUUGCAUUAAAGUAUUCAGUAACGGUGA
Gasterosteus aculeatus aculeatus (three-spined stickleback) is the source of this 3534-nucleotide messenger RNA. It is a transcript of the gene usp1, whose product is annotated as ubiquitin specific peptidase 1. Gene Ontology annotation, molecular function: cysteine-type deubiquitinase activity; cysteine-type endopeptidase activity. Gene Ontology annotation, biological process: regulation of DNA repair; protein deubiquitination. The record is from RefSeq and is a predicted model, not a curated record. Lineage: Eukaryota; Metazoa; Chordata; Actinopteri; Perciformes; Gasterosteidae. Gene Ontology annotation, cellular component: cytosol; nucleus.